Messenger RNA from Lacerta agilis (Sand lizard), 1125 nucleotides. RefSeq names its product TLC domain containing 4 (gene TLCD4). Bases 113 to 904 code for a protein of 263 amino acids. Gene Ontology annotation, cellular component: endoplasmic reticulum; membrane. The record is from RefSeq and is a predicted model, not a curated record. Gene Ontology annotation, biological process: lipid homeostasis. The transcript has 7 exons. NCBI's taxonomy places the organism in Eukaryota, Metazoa, Chordata, Lepidosauria, Squamata, Lacertidae.
CGGAGAAGCCGCUUCGCGUGGGCGUGUGAAGGGCUCUUCCCCCGCCGCAGGGACCCGCCAGGAGGGAUGGCAGGGCCGCCCGCCCGGCCGCGGUGAGACGUCAGGCUGAAGAAUGAUGUCUGCCUUCAGUAAACUCAAUUUGGGUGUUGCUGUUAGCAGUUUUGCUAUAUCUCAAUUUCUCUUCCACGUGCUAAGUUCUUGGAUUUCUGCACGUGUAACUUCUGGUUUUAGCGGUCUUGACCAAAAGAAGAAGAUCGAAUGGAAUUCAAGGACGGUAUCAUCAUUCCAUGCCUUGUUGGUUGGAGUAUUUUGUUUUUAUAUUUUAUUAUACGAUGAAGCUGUUAAUGCUGACCAUGUUUGGGGUGACCCUUCUACAGUGCAACUAAAUCUUGCUAUUACUUCAGGCUACCUCAUAUCUGAUUUGUUGCUUAUUAUUUUCUACUGGAAUGCGAUUGGGGAUAUAUAUUUUGUAAUUCACCAUUUAGUAGCUCUGUAUGCUUACUACUUUGUACUGGAAAGAGGAUUGUUGGCAUACUUUGCUAAUUUUCGUCUGCUUGCAGAAAUAUCUACCCCUUUUGUGAAUCAGCGAUGGUUCUAUGAAGUGCUGGGGUAUUCCAAGGCAUCAAAAUCCAACAUCAUCAAUGGACUACUAAUGACAUUCACAUUUUUCCUAGGGAGGAUCAUAAUCAUGCCAAUUUAUUAUGCCAAGGUUGCUGCUGAAGUAGGAACAGAAGGUUUCCACAGAUUAGGAUUUGCAGCUCAAAGCGCCUGGUUUAUCUCCAGCAUUAUCUUGGACGUCAUGAACUUAAAGUGGAUGGUCAGAAUCACAAAGGGAUGUUACAAAGUUAUUUGUCUUAUUGGACAUGGAGAAGCCAAAGCUAAUAAGAAUGGCAAAUAUAACUAGAAGAUUUUUAAUACAACAGCAAUCUAUAACGGGAACUUUGGGUUCUUCAAAAGAACAAUGCACACUUUUGCCAUAAAAAACUCCUCUUAAGGGAAAAAAGGUAUUACCUCUGUUCAAUGUAGCCUUCCUCUUGGCGCACUGCCUGGGCACCCAGGGCCACUUCAUUUGAAGACUUGUAUUACAUGGAAUGGGAAACAGUAACAUGCUGCAUAUACAACCUU